AUGAAAGCCGGCGAACACCACAAUGACCUCUCCGCCUCCAAAGGCGCAAAUGAGGAGCAGCAGAUGACCGAGGCAUCCAUCAGCUUGACAAGAGCAUCUCAACAAUCGACACUCGCACCCUCUAUCGGCGCAAAGGGCAUUGGUAGUCUGAGAUCUUCAGCAACGGUGCAAACGUCCAUUCUGGACUAUCUGCAGCCGUCAGUCAAGCCUUGGAACUCGCAGCGUGUGGCCAAGCCGCUAGCUGGGCCGGCAAGCGCAUCUACAGCCGCUUGUCGUGCCACCUUGCACUGUUCAGCUCCAGCGCUGGAUCCGGACCUCCAAAAAGGUGUACUAGAGAGCAUCAACAAGCGUCGAAAGGCUUCAGGCUUGCUGCCAUCCAGCAGAAUCUUCUCCAUGCCCACAGCGAAGCUCAUACCCGUGCAAGAAUGUCAAGAGGCGAAGCAAGUCAAGCGCAAGAGGAUUGCAGGUCCGACAUUCACAUCAAGCCAAGCCAGCUCCGCGUCAGAUCACGUCGAGCAGCAGAUUGCGCCAGGACUGUUGAGCUUGCACAGCAGGGACAGUCUCACGAGCAACAUCCUGCAUGCAGCAGAUAGCAGCCUAGGUGUGGAUUGCAAUAUGCAACGACACCCCAAUUUGCUGCAUCUCGAAGCCAAAGGCACCUCGACAUCAGCUCCGCCAACAUCAAAGAGCUCUGUUCAAAGCGCGUCCAGGCCAAGUUCCAAGCGCCCGCGCACAACUCGGCGAGUCAGAGGUGUCAGUCCGAUGGAGCCUGCAGUGGACAAGUGCCUUCAAGAACCAAGAUUGAUCAUGGGCCCAAUCAAGCUUUCAGCAGGCGCUACAAGGCCACCGACACUGCCCCUGUGCUUCUCUACAGACUGCGAUUCGGACUGA
This is a messenger RNA of Ceraceosorus bombacis, 891 nucleotides long. NCBI's taxonomy places the organism in Eukaryota, Fungi, Basidiomycota, Exobasidiomycetes, Ceraceosorales, Ceraceosoraceae. The record is from the annotation of a GenBank genome assembly.